Molecule: messenger RNA, 858 nt
Organism: Cavenderia fasciculata
Lineage: Eukaryota; Evosea; Eumycetozoa; Acytosteliales; Cavenderiaceae
Exons: 7
Coding region: 1-858 (285 amino acids)
Source: RefSeq, a predicted model, not a curated record
AUGCAUCGUUCAAUAUUAGUAGUUAUUGGUAUUUUUGCCUGUUUGAUCAGUUUGAUCAAUGGAGCUGUUUUUGUAUCAAACUCUGCCUCCUCUGACAGUGCUGCAAGUAGUUCAGUUGCUGCUUCAUCUGAAGAAAUCAGACCAUGUGUAUUCAAAGCAGGCGAGAAUAUUGUUGAUCUUAACGAACUUACUACCGACACUAUCAACUAUAGCAAUGACUUGGGAAAUUUCUCUCUUUCAGUCUGCAGCUUUGUUAGUGGCACUGCCACAGUGAAUUGUGGACAGUCUUCCAUUUGCUACAAAGAUGCUGGUACUGCCAAGACACUCAAGAUUGGGUCACAUCUCUCAGCACACGAGUUUCAAAACCGCAAUGGCUCAGACUUUGGCGUCAAAUUUGGUCUUGGUGAUCAAUGUGGUAUGUACAAGAUCACCACUGAUAUCCUCUUUUACUGUCAACAAGGUACAUCUGGAACCAUUACAAAUGCUAUUAGAAGUCCACUCCAAGUUGGUGCUGCAUGUUAUAGAAAUUUCACCUUGUCAGUUGGUGCCUCUUAUUUCUGUCCACCAGCUCCAAAGGGCGGUCUCUCUGGAGGUGAUGUUUUCUUGAUCAUUUUCUUUGUUGGUUUUGGAGCUUAUUUCAUUUUCGGAACUGCUAUCCAAUGUUACAGAGGUAGAAGAGGUACUGAAGCCAUUCCAAACCAUCAUUUCUGGGGAUCAUUCUUUGGACUUGUUGGUGCUGGUGUUGGUUUCAUCAAGAACAAGAUUACCGGUGGAUCAUCCAAUGAGAGAGAUGAUACCGAAAAUUUUGGCAGAGUGACGAUUAGGGAAAAUGAUGUAGAGACUACUGUAACCGAAUGA